AACUGACAGGCAAGUGUUAGACUAGCCAAACAGAGGAAGAAAUGGAAGGACAUUGAAUUUUUGUGCAACUAACCAACCACAGCUCUGUAAAUUGAUGACAUAUUUUAAUACUUCAUUUCAUUUUUACAUUAUUUAAGAACCUUUGAAGACAAAAUGUGACAGGUUUUAGUUGGAAUUCAGAUUGAAAACGAAUUUGCAUCAGCGACCCAAUGUAAACGAAAUAAAACAAAACCAUGACCUUUCCACUUUUAACAAAGCUUCUCCUGAGUGGGAGACAGUUGUGUGGGAGAGUUUACGCUCAGAUAUCCAAUCAGAGAAGCUGACAGCAGGACGUGGUUACAAGUGAACUGAAUGUGAAAAAAAAUAUAAGUCUGGCUAGACAUUCUUUUUAUGAUUAUUUUAUAUGCUAAUUUAAAUUGGAAUUAAACAACUUAGGAGAACAACCAUUAACCGUAUCCUAUUUAUUUUUCAAACUACUGAUUGGAGGCGUGAUUGGUAUUACACCACGGAGAGGUUUAGUGAAGUUUCUUUUACAGGUCAAUACAAGGAGCUUAGAUUGAUGUGUGUGGCACAAUAAACGGCCACACCAUGAGUGGGGAGCCUGAUGCGUUGGCUAUCGUGAAUCAGCUGCGGGACCUGGCAGCUGACCCCCUCAACAGGCGAGCCAUUGUCCAGGAUCAAGGAUGCUUACCAGGCCUUAUUUUGUUUUUGGAUCAGCCUAACCCUCAGGUUGUCUACUCUGCACUUCUGGCUGUGCGCUAUUUAGCGGAAUGUCGUUCCAACAGAGAGAAGAUGAGAGGUGAGCUUGGAAUGAUGCAGAGCCUAGAGAAUGUGAUGAAAAAAACGACGACACCUGGUGAAACAAAGUUGUUGGCCUCAGAAAUCUAUGAAAUCCUUAAGUCUUCCAGCAACGCAGUGACAGACCAGGCCGAACAGGCCAGCUACAGACGCAAGACUCAGUUCUUCCUUGGAGCCACGAACAAGCGUGCCAAAACUGUGGUUUUACAUAUAGAUGGUCUUGAUGAUGCUGCCCGUAGAAGUCUUUGCGAAGAGGCACUGCUGAAGAUUAAGGGAGUCAUUAGCUUCACAUUUCAGAUGACAGUGAAGAGAUGCAUUGUUAGGAUCAGGUCAGAUUUAAAAGCUGAGGCACUUGGCACUGCAAUUGCUUCAACCAAAAUAAUGAAAGCACAGCAAAUAGUAAAAGGUGAAGAUGGAGAUGAGGUCAUGAUCUCUUUCGAAGAAGAUGCCCCUGUCGAGGCUGAGCAGAACACAGACCUGCCUGAUUAUCUGCCGGAGGAGGAAAGCCCCUCGAAGGAGCUGGACAAAGCCGUUUCCCGCGUGGGGACCAAGCAGGACGCGAGCGGCUGGCUCAACACAGCAGCAAACUUUUUAACCAGGUCCUUCUACUGGUGACGGAAGGGUUAGGCCGGGAGCAACUGUACAUUAUUUAAAAGUAGCUGGGUUUCCUUUGGAGCGAUGGACUGCCUAGUGCAAUUUGCAAUAAUAUAUCGCAGUGUAAAAAGGCUGUGCUUCUUAGAUACAUACACCAUACACAUGUAUCUAUCUAUCUAUCUAUCUAUCGGUAUAUAUGCUGCAUUUGUUUUUCUCUCUACUAAGAAUUUAUGCUGUCACAAAACGUAAAGUUAUUCUAAAUUUGCCUUUUUUUUUCUUUGCCUUUUUUUCUUUCUGUGCCCUAUUUUUUUAUUUUUUUUUGUUAAUAACGGGUCCAUAUUUGUAACCAAAUGGCUUGUGACAUUGACGCUUUACCACAAGGAUAUUUGGGGGAGUCUAAAUGUUACCCAGGGCGCUAUUUUUGCCUCAGUUUUGCUUCAUUGAGGACCUAGAUACGUAAUGCAAUUUGAAAGAUGUUUUUGUGCAUGAAUUAUAACCGAUUUAUUUUGUUUUGAUCAGCCUUUCCUCAUUAAGAUGAUAUUUAAGUUAGUUUUACCAAUUGUUUGAUUUAUCCCAAGAGUAUUUUACAUUGUUUUUUGUCGUUUUGGAUUGCACAGGCUGUACUGUAUUUAAUGUUUAUUGCUGUCUGCCUUUUUUGUUUUGUUUUCUGAAUUACCUUUAUUCUGUGUGCCUUGGUUGCUGCUUUUAAUUUCUAUUUAAUUUUGUAUUUUUUCCCCCAAAUUAUUUUCUCUUUUCUUUCAGCAGACAUCCUUCUAACCAUGUUGGUAGCCACCAUCAUGUUGUCCCAAAACUUAAAAGCUUAAAUGUUAGUGCUUUCCAAGUAGUUUUUACAAAUUUGAAAUGUAAAGCUUUUUGGAUCUCCUGUUAAAAUCUAAUUUACAAUGCUCCAGCUGUAAACUUGAUCAUUCUGGUUUAGCAAUAUGACGGUGUAUAAAUAUUUGAAAUGUCAAGGACCCUUUCCAGCUGCGUUGUAGGAAAUGUAUUUGAGCAGCCAUCUAGGAUCCUAGCUUGUGCAAACCAUACAACUCUUUAGUCCAAUACAGAACCAGACACUGCACCCCAAUAACAUUAGUACUAAACUGUACUGCAGUUUUAUGUUUCACUCUUAGGAAACGUUUUUCCGCAUUAAGACAACAGUAGCCGAUCAACCAGUUUGGUUGCUGUGUACUGGGAGUAUCCUGAUACGAUUCCCCUAGUUUAGAACAGAAAGAUUGAAAGUGCUACUUGUAGGAUAAAUUAUAUAUAUCCAUGCUUUUCAAAGCGAUUUUUGUAAACUGUUUUAACAUGCAGUCCUGUUUUUUUAGCCUUAUUCCAAAUCAAAAUGAUUCUAGUAUCUCAAGGCUGCCGCCUUCAAGAUGCAUUUCAAACAAUGCAAUCUUCUAUUUUCUAAAAGUUCUCAAUCUUAGACAAAGAUCAGUUAAUAUAGAAAGUCACUUUGUUCCUUGCCAAGUGUAUUUCUUUUCUAUCAGUGGCCUUUGCGAAUCUAAAUAUAAAAUAUUUUCAUCUUCAUAGGUUGGCUAGCAUCAUAAAAUGUACUUCCCACAGUGUCCGUAGAAUUGUUCACAUUAAUUGAUCAGACCUGUAUUGCGUCCAUUUCAUGAGGGCUAUUAGAAAUCUUGCAGUUUACAUGUUCAAGCUAUUUUGGUUACUCAUGAAGGUAUCUAUUUGUUUAAAGUCAUCCCCAGGUGUGCCCUAACUACCACCAUGCCUCUGACUCUAUUCAGUGAUUUGUGUUAAUGCGGUAUUACAAUAAAGAUUACCCUGUGUCGAAAGGAA
Molecule: messenger RNA, 3189 nt
Organism: Acipenser ruthenus (sterlet)
Lineage: Eukaryota; Metazoa; Chordata; Actinopteri; Acipenseriformes; Acipenseridae
Product: armadillo repeat-containing protein 1-like
Exons: 7
Coding region: 589-1413 (274 amino acids)
Molecular function (GO): metal ion binding; protein binding
Source: RefSeq, a predicted model, not a curated record